Messenger RNA from Talaromyces amestolkiae, 1536 nucleotides. RefSeq lists its product as uncharacterized. The transcript has 4 exons. Gene Ontology annotation, biological process: transmembrane transport. NCBI's taxonomy places the organism in Eukaryota, Fungi, Ascomycota, Eurotiomycetes, Eurotiales, Trichocomaceae. Gene Ontology annotation, molecular function: transmembrane transporter activity. The record is from RefSeq and is a predicted model, not a curated record. Bases 1 to 1536 code for a protein of 511 amino acids.
AUGUCGACCGACAAGAGUCACUUCAAUGAACAUGAGGAUAUCAAGCAUGAUGGAGAGAAUGACUUAUCCCCCGAAUAUCGCGACUAUCUUAUAAGUCGACAUGGGACGGUUGAGCUUGAUCCUCUACCAGACAUGACUGAUGCCGAUCCAUACAAUUGGCCAAAAUGGAAGAAAGUCGUCAACCUGAUAAUGAUCGCAUUCCAUGCCAUGAUGGCGACUUUCACAGCCGCGGCAAUCAUGGCGGCCUUCGUCGACAUCGCCGCCGACCUUGGUGUUAGCGUCCAGCGCGCCAGUUACUUGACUUCACUCGUAAUCGCAAUCAUCGGUGGAGCACCGCUCUUCUGGCGUCCUCUUGCCGAUCGCUUCGGUCGUCGUCCCAUCUUCUUGUUGUCCCUGAUCUGUUCUCUGGUUGGCAACAUCGGAUGCGCCAACAGCUACUCAUUCGGUACAAUGGGUUUGUGUAGAGCCAUCACUGCUUUCUUCAUCUGCCCUGCUGCUGCUAUUGGUAGUGGAAUCGUUACGGAAACUUUCUUCAAGAAAGAGCGCGCUAGGUAUAUGGGAAUUUGGACCGUCAUGAUUACCCUAGGAGUACCAGUUGCUCCUUUAAUAAUGGGGUUCGUGGCUAUGCGUGUUGGGUACCGAUGGAUUUACUACAUCCUUGCCAUUACCAACGGCGUGCAAUUCAUCCUUUAUUUCUUUCUCGGACACGAAACCCGCUAUAUCCGCGACGCAAACUAUACCGACAACGGCACUGCAUCACCAGCAGUAAAGGUUAGCCAGUUCAAGUUCCGACGCAUUGAUCCCACUCCUCUCAAAUUUAGCGACUUCUACCAUCCACUCACCCUCGUGGUUCACCCAUGUAUUUUCCUCCCUGCUGCCGCCUACUCCAUGGUCUUCUUGUGGACUGGUAUCGUCCCGACUAUCGAAAUUCCCCAGUUGUUCCCCGUACUUUUCAACUUCAACACCGAGCAGAAUGGUCUUCAAAUGAUCAGCAUCAUCAUCGGAUCGCUUAUUGGCGAGCAGAUCGGCGGCUUCAUGUCCGAUAAAUGGAUGUCACGACGCCGUCAACAGCAAGCCCGCAAAUCCGGUAUUGCUAAUGCCGAGAAUACAGAAGAUGGCGGUAUCUCCGGUGAAGAAGUCCUCGUCGCUCCCGAAUACCGUCUUUGGCUCGCUCAUGUUGGUUAUGCGCUUUCGAUUGUUGGGUUCAUCGUGUUUAGUGUGCAGCUUGGGAAAGCUUCUGAUUCAUGGAACGUGACCCCUUUGAUCGGCGCAGCUAUUGGUGCUGCUGGUAACCAAGUUGUUACCACUGUGCUGAUUACUUAUGCCGUUGACUGUUAUCGUCUUGAGGCUGCGAGCGUAGGCGUCUUUAUUACCUUUGUCAGGCAGACUUGGGGUUUCAUUGGACCAUUCUGGUUCCCUCAAAUGUUUGAGAAUGUCGGGUUCAAUGGAAGCGCUGGAAUUGGUGUAGCUUUGAUGGUUGCCGUCAGCGUUAUUCCAACUAUCAUUAUUCAAUUGCAGGGUCACAAAUGGCGAUGA